UUCCAUCUCUCCUCCAUCUCUCCCUCUUCCCUCUCCUUCUCGUCUAGACCACCCCUCCCUCCUUCUCUCGACUCAUCAUGUCCGACGACGAGCAGCACAACCACAACUUCGAGCAGGCCUCCGCCGGGGCCUCGCUCACCUUCCCCAUGCAAUGCUCGGCCCUUCGCAAGAACGGUCACGUCGUUAUCAAGGGCCGCCCCUGCAAGAUCGUCGACAUGUCCACCUCGAAGACGGGCAAGCACGGUCACGCCAAGGUCCACUUGGUCGCCAUCGACAUCUUCACCGGCAGAAAACUGGAGGAGCUCUCGCCCUCCACCCACAACGUGGAUGUCCCCAACGUCUUCCGUAACGAAUACCAGCUCGUCAACAUCGAUGACGGCUUCCUCAACCUCAUGUCCCAGGACGGCAACCCGAAGGACGACGUCAAGGUCCCCGAGGGCGAGCUCGGCAAGCAGAUCCAGACCGACUUCGACGACGGCAAGGACCUCCUCGUCACCAUCAUCUCCGCCAUGGGCGAGGAGCAGGCCAUCUCCGUCAAGGAGGCCCCCAAGGGCUCGGCCUAAGCGAUUCCCUCUCAUCCUAUCUCCCGCUCACUUUCCGCCCGGUUCCUUUGCUGUUGUUGUGUUAGUCAUUGACACGCCCGCCGUCGUUCAGCUGUUAAGCGCCAGUAGUAUCCGUAGCAGUACCCCCAUCUGUCACCGUGCAUGUACCCACCACCCCGCCUCUGCAUACCUUGUAUCACUUCACUCCCUGUGUCAUACAAUGGAAUGCCGCAUGGUCCAUCCUACCAGGAUUACCAUCCCCGUAGAGCGCCCUGUAACACACCC
Trametes versicolor FP-101664 SS1 is the source of this 827-nucleotide messenger RNA. RefSeq names its product eukaryotic translation initiation factor 5A. Gene Ontology annotation, molecular function: RNA binding; translation elongation factor activity; ribosome binding. Bases 78 to 563 code for a protein of 161 amino acids. The record is from RefSeq and is a predicted model, not a curated record. The transcript is spliced from 7 exons. Lineage: Eukaryota; Fungi; Basidiomycota; Agaricomycetes; Polyporales; Polyporaceae. Gene Ontology annotation, biological process: positive regulation of translational elongation; positive regulation of translational termination.